GCGUCGUGCCGUGUGCCGCUGUCUCGGCUCACUUGUGUCUUCUGGCGGCCAUGGACGCGCUUUUUGACCGCUUUCACAACUUCAUCUUACCGCUCGUGCGAGGCGAGGACGGAGUCUGCGGCUGCACCUGCGGGAGUCAUCAAGUAUAUCAUGUUGUUCCAUAUAAUGGGGCCCAGUCCAUGGUGGAUUCCAGAGAAAACAAGGUUUUAAGUGACAUCAUGACCUGGCAGGAGAUGAACGUGGUAGUUGGACUGCUCUUGGGCUUCUGCAUCAGCUUCUUCUUGCAGUGGCUGGAAAGGAUUUGGCACUCACGGCUCAAAUAUACAGAGAACCAAAUGAGUGGUGUAGGUUUCUGGUCAUGGAUGCCCACAUUCAGCAAUAUAAAGGAGUUGGUGAGGCAGUACAUCCACAACGCAUGAGACUCCAGGGGGAACAUGCUGCACAUCAAUCAAGAUGUGAACCAUAACGUUAAUGACACAUGA
Messenger RNA from Cyclopterus lumpus (lumpfish), 482 nucleotides. Its product is annotated as transmembrane protein 240-like. NCBI's taxonomy places the organism in Eukaryota, Metazoa, Chordata, Actinopteri, Perciformes, Cyclopteridae. The record is from RefSeq and is a predicted model, not a curated record.